Messenger RNA from Juglans regia (Persian walnut), 4839 nucleotides. RefSeq names its product disease resistance protein RUN1-like. The transcript has 8 exons. Bases 275 to 3850 code for a protein of 1191 amino acids. The record is from RefSeq and is a predicted model, not a curated record. NCBI's taxonomy places the organism in Eukaryota, Viridiplantae, Streptophyta, Magnoliopsida, Fagales, Juglandaceae. Gene Ontology annotation, biological process: signal transduction; defense response. Gene Ontology annotation, molecular function: ADP binding.
ACACCAUCUCGUCAUCUACCUCUAUCUCUCUCUCUCUCUCUCUCUCUCUCAACACAACCGGGUUUACUUUCUGAAAUUAGUUCUGUUCCUCUAUGUUUUUACACGCAUUUUGGGAAUGAAAGUUUCAAGAAUGAAACAGAGCUCUCUUAUAUUCAAGCUGGCGAUCGAGAAUCAAGAAACCACCAUCCGGGAAAUCAAGCCCAACAACAAGAGAAUCAUGAGAUGUUUUGCAGGUUAAGUGACAAUCAGUCAUAGAUAAACAGUGACUUCUCUGAUGGCCGUUCAAGGUGCUUCUUCCUCUUCCCUUUCUUCUUCUACUCGUUGGUGGAUUUAUGAUGUAUUCUUGAGUUUUAGGGGCGAAGAUACUCGUCAAAAUUUCACUGCCAAUCUCCUUGAAGCUUUGGUUCGAAAGAAAAUACACACAUACAUAGAUGACAAGCUUCCAAGAGGUGGGGAAAUCUCAGAAGAACUUCUUAAAGCUAUUGAAAGCUCAAGGAUCUCAAUUGUCAUCCUCUCAAAAGAUUAUGCAUCAUCCAGGUGGUGUUUGGAUGAGUUGAUGAAGAUCCUAGAGUGUAAAGACAGAGAGCAUGCGCAACAAAAGGUUCUACCAGUGUUUUACCAUGUAAAUCCAACCGAAGUAAGACAUCAGAGCGAGAGUUUCGAAAUAGCAUUGGCUAAACUUAAAGAUAGGGUCAAGGAUGAGUCGAAGUUGGAGAGAUGGAAAGCAGCUCUAAAAAAAGUGGCCAAUUUGUCUGGAUUCACUUUAGGAGAAAGGACCGAACCACAACUGAUUCAAGAAAUUGUUCGAGAUGUUUCUAAAGUAGUAAAGCCUAAAUAUUUAAAUGACGUUGCCGAGCAUCCAGUCGGAAUGGAGUCUAGAGUACGUGACGUCCAUGAUAUACUUCAACAUGUGGGAGUGAAUAAUAUACGCAUACUAGGGAUCUAUGGUAUUGGUGGAGUUGGUAAGACAAAUUUGGCUAAAGAAAUCUACAACUCAUUUACCGACCAAUUUGAAUGUUGUUGCUUUCUUGCAAACGUGAGAGAAACUUCAAAGCGUGAGUAUGGUUUAAUUCAAUUGCAAGAGAUACUUCUUUGCGAGAUCCUCGGUGACUGGAGUUUGAAGGUUAGAAAUGAAGAUGAAGGAAUGGGUCUCAUAAAAAAAAUGCUUUGGAGUAAAAGGGUUCUUUUAGUUCUUGAUGAUUUGGAUCAGUCAGUCAAAGUGAAAACCAUACUUGGAGGAUGUGAUUGGUUUGGUUUAGGAAGUAUAAUCAUUAUAACAACUAGAGAUGAACAUUUAUUAACUAGUUAUAAUGUUCAUUUACGAUAUAAGGUGAAGGAAUUGGAUCAUGACGAAGCUCUUCAACUUUUUUGUUGGAAUGCCUUCAAAAAUGAAAAUCCUAACCAUGAUUUUGUCGAAAUCACAGAAAAUGUACUGCAUUACGUUGGGGGCCUUCCGUUGGCUUUAAUGGUGGUAGGCUCAGAUCUAUUUGGUAGGGACAUUCAUUAUUGGAGAAGUGCUUUAGAAAAGUACAAAAAAAUUCCUCCCAAAGAUAUUCUUGAAACGCUUAGAAUAAGUUAUGAUGGCUUGGAUGAAAGUGAGAAGAGUAUUUUCUUGGACAUUGCAUGUUUCUUUGCAGAAGAGGAAGAAGAAUAUGUUACGAAAAUACUUGAUGCUUGUGGUUUCUUUCCUAACUGUGGUAUCAAAGUACUAGUGGAUAAGUCUCUCAUAACAAUUGAGUGUGGCAAAUUAAUCAUGCAUGACCUACUCAAAGAUAUGGGUAGAGAAAUUGUUCGUCAAGAAUCACCUGAAGAACCCGAGAAACGUAGUAGGUUGUGGUUUCAUGAAGACGUUCGUCAUGUAUUUGAAGAAACUAAGGGAACAAACAUGAUUCAAGGCAUAUUGAUAGAGUUUCCAAAACAAGACUUGAUAGAUUUGAAUCCUGAGACUUUCUCGGCGAUGAGAAGGCUCAGGAUAUUUAUAAAUCGUAAUGCACGCUUCUCAAGAGAACCUACUUAUCUCUCAAAUGAGUUAAGAGUACUUGAUUGGCACAGCUAUCCUAGUGAUUCUUUCCCACAAAACUUUCAUGGAAAAAAACUCCUCGUUUUAAAAAUGGAUGAUUGCUUCAUCAAAGAAUUGGGAGAAGGAUUGAAGAAUUUCCAGAAGUUGACUACUGUAAAAUUCUCUAAAUGUAAAUUCCUAACAAAGAUUCCUGAUGUGUCGGGGCUCCAGACUCUAAAUAGAUUGGACAUUGAGGAUUGCAAUAACUUAGUUGAGGUACAUCAAUCUAUUGGCUUCCUUGAUAAACUCGUCAAAUUGUCAAUUGUAUAUUGUCAGAGCCUUUCUAGUUUUCCAAGCUCCCUCAAGUUGAGAUCUCUAGCAACACUUAUUCUUUCUUAUUGUGAAAGGUUGCAGAAGUUUCCUGAAAUUGACAGUGAAAUGAAAUGUUUAACAUAUGUUAAACUAGAACACUUGACUGCUAUAAAUGAAUUGCCUUCAUCUAUUGGGAAUCUUACUAGCCUCUUGGAUUUACAAAUAAGCGAUUGCUACAGAUUAAGGCAUAUCCCUAAUAGCAUUCAUCAGUUGCAACAUCUACGUUGUCUCAUUCUCGACCGUACGUCAGAUGAUCAAAGCCAAUAUCCCUUACCCUCCUCCACUGCAGAAUUGUUCUCUUCAGAUUUAUCGGGAACUGCCUUCAAUUCCACCUUGGAAGUUUUAGAUUUAUCGGGAAGCAAUAUUGUCGUUAUCCCUCCUGAGUGGAUCAGAGGAUUUGUUCAAUUACAGUUACUUGAGUUGUGUCAUUGCGAGCAACUUAAAGAAAUCUUAGAACUUCCUCCAAAUAUAACUACGGUAAACACUAGGGGAUGCAUUUCAUUGGAGAGUUUUCCUGAAGUUUCAAAUCAGUUUGAAUUCAAUACAAGCAGCCUUAAAGUACGUUCGAUUAACUUGAGUGGAUGCCAUAAAAUGCUUGUAAAUCCUCUACGGUUUGAGGAAUAUGUAGAGGAUCUGGAAGAAGAUUGUGAACUUAUAUUUCCAGGAAAUAAGAUUCCAGAUUUGGACUACCAUUGCAAGCUGAAGAAGACUCGAAAUAGUUAUGUAUGUGAUGGGAUAAAUGUUGAUUUGGUGUAUUCGAAUGAGAUUAAAGGGUUCAUUGCAUGUGCUGUUGUUCUGUCUGAUCCCUCCCAAAGGUCUCCCCGCAAUAAUAUGCAUAUCGAGAUCUACUAUAAUGGUGUUUAUCAGUAUACCAGCACGCGUACAGCACAUAUUGAUCCAAGUAGCUCAGAUCAUGUAUGGUUGUAUUACCACAAACUACAAGGAGAGCGUUUAAAAUCAGUGGAGGGAAUUCUGCAACUUAAGUUUGAUAAGGACCAAGGUGGAGUCCUAAUUAGAAGUUUUGGAAUCCAGGUGCUACGCAAGCAGAAGGAGACCAAUACAUUGCAAGACGUUGCAAGUUGGAGUCCCUGUGUUAACGUCCAGCCCUCUUCAGAAUCAAUAAUUUCUGAUUUAGAGAAUGGCAGUCACGAUGAGAAUCCAAAUGAUCAAGAUUUGGAACGUCAUGGGGUCCAUUUGGUAGAGAAGGAUGAAGGGAAGACAAGAGAUCGUGAUACAGGUGUGCUCCACGAAGAUGUUGGUGCCCAUCUUGAUGCAUCCAGUGAAGAAAUUGAAGGUUGGGUACAUUUAAUGGAUGGUAAGAGACGUCAUGAUGAAGAUGAUUGCAACUUGGAAUUUAAUUGGUACCCUCAACAAAAGAGACAGUAUUCCUCAACCAUGGGCAUCAGAAUAACAGAAUUAGAGAAUGACGAUGAGAAUUCAAAAGAAGAUUUGGAUUUAGAGCUUAAACUUGGGUUGUAAUUAAAAGGUUUUCUCAAAGAUCCGAGGAGAAGUAGGGUAUAUACGAGAGUAUAGGAGAAUAUUAGAGCAGCUAGUCAGCUACUAAUAUUUACUUGUGGAGGAUUAAUCCUCUGGACAUGUAAAGAGCUUGGAAAUGCAUGCGCUCAAGGGAUCACCAAUUGACACCUUGAUCUGGUCCUGUCUUUUGGAAGAGCGGUCGGGUGCAACAUCAUACAACUAUGAUGCCGCUGGUGCUGCUUACACACUCAAAUGGACCUUCCAUAAUGAGCUUGGCCUUGUAUUUGUUGCUGUAUAUCAGCGGAUCCUCCAUCUGUUGUAUGUGGACGAUCUGCUUGCAAUGGUGAAGCGUGAGCUUUUGGAGAUGCAUGAUCCGAAAUGGACAACCUAUACUGAUUUCGAUGAAACUUUUAGGCCACUGAAAAAGGAAGUUGAAGCUCGUGCAGAAGAUUUGAAGAGAUUAAAGUAGGUGGUGGGCAAGCCUCUAAAUAACAGUAAGAAGCAAGGGCAGAUGCAAAAUGCUAGAUUUGAAGGAGUAAGUAACAAAACGAGUGAAAGUACUUCCCCCAAUGAUGGUGGGGAUGGUGAUAAUACGAAAGGCCACAACUUGGAGAAUGGGCACUCCAAUGGUAACUAUGUUCAUAAUGAAGAUUCUAAGGUGAAUGGUGGUGCGAACAGUAUAGAAAAUGGGAGCUCCGAUGCUCUGGGGCUUUUGAUGUAAAUAAGCUUCAAAAGCUUAGAGCUAAAGGUGGGAAGAAAGCCGAAACCCUUGUUAGCAAGGGCUCUAAGGCAGAGCCAAAGAAAAAGAUAACAAAGAAGAAUAGAGUUUGGGACGAUUCACCUCCUCAGGAAAAAUUGGAUUUCACAGAUGAUGUGGGUGAGAAUGGGGACAAUAUAGAGGUUGUUGCAGCAGAUCAUGGUGAAAGUAUGAUGGACAAGGAAGAGAUUUUUAGCAUUGAAAGCAAGGCUGAAGAAGAAGAAGGGGUGGUUUU